Messenger RNA from Haliaeetus leucocephalus (bald eagle), 669 nucleotides. It is a transcript of the gene IGFBP3, whose product is annotated as insulin-like growth factor binding protein 3. The transcript is spliced from 4 exons. Gene Ontology annotation, biological process: regulation of insulin-like growth factor receptor signaling pathway. Lineage: Eukaryota; Metazoa; Chordata; Aves; Accipitriformes; Accipitridae. The coding region runs from base 1 to 669 and encodes 222 amino acids. Gene Ontology annotation, cellular component: extracellular region. Gene Ontology annotation, molecular function: fibronectin binding; insulin-like growth factor I binding; insulin-like growth factor II binding. The record is from RefSeq and is a predicted model, not a curated record.
AUGGUGGUGGCCGGCAGCCGAGUGGAGGUGGCCGGUUUUCGGGUGUCGGGCAGCCUGCGGGGACGGGGCGGUGGGGUGCCUCGCGAGGCUGCCGGGAGCAAGGGGAUGCUUCAGUUACGAAAGGGCAUCGCUCGGCAGCAAAGGCACGGAUGCAUGCGGAACGCCGAGUUGUUCGUCCUUUCAUAUAUCGCUGGAAAUUCCAGUGAUUCAGAAGAAGAAGACCGGAGUACCAGCAGCAUGGAAAAUCAGGCCAUCCCGAACUCCCACAGGGUGCCAGAUUCCAAACUGCAUCCACCGCACAUCAAAAUAGAUAUCAUCAGGAAAGUGCAAGCCAAAAACACGCAGCGCUAUAAAGUAGAAUAUGAUUCGCAGAGUACGGAUACACUGAAUUUCUCUUCUGAAUCCAAACAAGAGACUGAAUACGGUCCCUGUCGUAGAGAAAUGGAAGACACUUUAAACCACCUAAAGAUCCUGAACGUCUUGAGUCCCAGGGGCUUUCAUAUUCCCAAUUGUGACAAGAAGGGGUUCUACAAGAAAAAGCAAUGUCGCCCAUCCAAAGGCCGAAAGAGGGGAUACUGCUGGUGCGUGGAUAAGUACGGACAGCCGCUUCCCGGCUACGACGGGAAGGGGAAGGGAGACGUCCACUGCUACAACCUGGAAAGCAAGUGA